This is a messenger RNA of Marasmius oreades (fairy-ring Marasmius), 3258 nucleotides long. RefSeq names its product ATP-dependent Lon protease pim1 (gene PIM1). Lineage: Eukaryota; Fungi; Basidiomycota; Agaricomycetes; Agaricales; Marasmiaceae. The record is from RefSeq and is a predicted model, not a curated record. The transcript has 7 exons. Gene Ontology annotation, cellular component: mitochondrial matrix. The coding region runs from base 1 to 3258 and encodes 1085 amino acids. Gene Ontology annotation, molecular function: single-stranded DNA binding; ATP binding; ATP-dependent peptidase activity. Gene Ontology annotation, biological process: protein quality control for misfolded or incompletely synthesized proteins; chaperone-mediated protein complex assembly; mitochondrion organization.
AUGAAUCGCCUGGGGCAAAGCCUCACCCUACGGGCGACAGUGUCCAGAAGACUAUGUCAACGACGAAGACUAUCUGCCUCGUUUGAGGGGACAUGUAGGGCCAUGUCCUCCUCAAUGUCUUCGCACCCGAGAACCUUUUCUUCCUCAAGAUUGUUUCUUGCGCGUCCGUCCCCAAUAUGGGGGCAUCCUAGGUGGAUAAACUCGCGGUCAAAACCAGGAGAAGGAGACGAAGAAGACAAAGGUGUCAGUGCUUCGGAAGACUCGGACGAGCAGGAUAAGGCUCGGUUGGACGGUUCUGAGAACGAGGACUCUGGUUAUACAUCGGGAUCAUCCGGGUCGUCGGGUUCACAGUCGUCGUCAUCGUCAUCGUCCGAUGGUGGCGAACAUGACGGUAGUGACAACAAAAACAGUUCUUCACCCCCUCCCUCGUCUUCCGGUAACAGUAACCCAUCACCGGGCACAUUGAUGAAGCAAUCUGUUCCAGAAGUGUACCCUCAGGUCUUGGCUUUACCCAUUGCUCGUCGUCCUUUGUUUCCCGGCUUUUAUAAGGCGGUCGUCGUUCGGAAUCCUCAGGUCGUAGCAGCGAUAAAGGACAUGAUGAAACGAGGCCAGCCAUACCUUGGAGCGUUCCUUCUCAAAGACGAGGACACAGACAGCGAUGUCAUUACGGAUAUCAACUCUGUUCACCCUGUCGGUGUUUUUGCUCAGAUCACCAGCGUCUUUGCUGCCCAGGGACACGAGGAUAAGGAAGAAGGUUUAACGGCGGUACUCUACCCACAUAGGAGGAUAAAGAUCACCGAUUUGGUGAAGGCUGGAGGGUCAGCAAAUGUUGAAGAAGUGUCUGCGGACGAGCCUCAGACGGUGACCCCACCUCCCUCCCCAGCCCCAGAUGUGGCGAAAUCAACCGGUCCUGUCCAAACUUCUUUCCUACAUGAUCACUACGUUUCCAUCGCCCAGGUCGAGAAUCUUUAUACUCAGCCAUACAACAAAGACGAUCAGUACAUUCGCGCCUUCAUGUCCGAGAUCGUUUCGGUGUUCAAAGACAUAGCCCAACUCAACCCGCUCUUCCGGGAUCAGAUCACCAACUUCUCUAUCAACCAGGUUGCCACCAAUGUCUUUGACGAACCUGACAAGCUCGCAGACUUUGCUGCAGCGGUCUCUACAGGCGCAGUCACCGAAUUACAGGAUGUGUUGGAGGCGUUACACGUUGAUGACCGUCUUCGGAAAGCGUUGCUGGUGCUCAAGAAGGAACUCAUCAAUGCUCAGCUUCAGAGCAAGCUGUCGCGCGACGUCGACUCGAAGAUAGCCAAACGCCAGCGAGAGUAUUAUUUGAUGGAACAACUUAAAGGAAUCAAGAAGGAGCUGGGUAUGGAAUCCGAUGGAAAGGACAAACUCAUUGAAAAAUUCAAGGAACGGGCCGCACAGCUCAAAAUGCCUGAAACGGUGCGGAAGGUGUUUGAUGAAGAAUUAAAUAAGCUCGCUGGACUGGAGCCUGCGGCUAGCGAAGCGAACGUUACCCGGAAUUACCUCGAGUGGUUGACGCAGAUCCCAUGGGGCAAGCACUCGACGGAGAACUAUGACAUUCAUCACGCCCGACAGGUGCUGGAUGAAGAUCAUUAUGGGUUGAAAGACGUCAAGGAUAGGAUUCUGGAGUUUUUAGCUGUUGGCAAGUUGAGAGGAUCUGUUCAAGGGAAGAUUAUAUGUCUCGCUGGGCCACCUGGUGUUGGGAAGACUAGUAUUGGGAAGAGUAUAUCAAGAGCUUUGAAUCGCCAGUUUUUCCGCUUCUCUGUCGGUGGUCUGACGGAUGUUGCGGAAAUCAAAGGACACAGACGGACCUAUGUUGGUGCAUUACCCGGCAAGAUCAUCCAAGCCCUCAAGAGGGUAGGCACCGAAAAUCCGCUCGUGCUCAUAGACGAGAUUGACAAGAUUGGGCGAGGCCAUAAUGGAGACCCUUCCAGUGCGCUUCUCGAAAUGCUCGAUCCCGAGCAAAACGGUAGUUUCUUGGAUCAUUACAUGGACGUUCCCGUCGACCUCUCUCGCGUUCUCUUUGUUUGCACUGCCAACAACCUUUCCAGUAUUCCUGCUCCUUUACUCGACAGAAUGGAAGUUCUUGAAGUGAGCGGAUACGUGUCGGAGGAGAAGGCGGUCAUCGCCGACAAGUAUCUCGGACCUCAAGCCAAAGAGGCAUCAGGAUUGAAAGAAGCGGAUGUCUUACUUCAACCGGAUGCAGUAGAUGUGCUGAUCAAGUACUAUUGCCGAGAAAGUGGUGUCAGGAAUCUCAAGAAACAUAUAGAAAAAAUCUAUCGCAAGGCCGCAUUGAAGGUUGUGCAAGACGUGGGAGAAGAAGCGUUACCGGAACCCGAGCCGGCUAGUGAAAAGUCCACCACGACUCAAACUGAGGUCAGCGAGAAGCUUGAAGAAACCACCACCGUCGAAUCCCAGAAGCCGCCUCCCAAUGAUCCCACUAUCGCUACUUCCACCUCCCCGAGUACCGAUGAUGGUGCAUCUUCAGAGACGCCUAAAACAACUGUCACAACACAAGAACGCCGCCCUAUGGCCAUACCUUCCACCCUUCACGUAAGAAUCACCCCGGACAAUUUGAAGGAUUAUGUUGGGCCGCCUGUAUAUCAAAAGGAUAGAAUGUAUGCACACACGCCCCCUCCCGGUGUCAGCACUGGUUUGGGAUAUCUAGGCAACGGCAGCGGCGCUGUCAUGCCUGUUGAAGCGAUGUACAUGCCUGGAAAGGGGAACCUUCAGCUUACUGGGAAACUGGGUGAAGUCAUUCGAGAAUCUGCGCAGAUUGGAUUGAGUUGGGUGAAAGCGCAUGCGUUUGAAUUAGGCAUUACAAGUGCCGACGAUGAACAGUUUUUGGCGAAUAAGGAUGUACAUGUGCAUAUGCCUGAAGGGAGUAUUGGGAAGGAAGGGCCGAGCGCCGGCACUGCGUUGUUGUCGGCGUUCGUUAGUCUGUUCACAAAAACGAGGAUUGAUCCAGAUAUCGCUAUGACCGGGGAGAUAUCUCUUGUAGGACAGGUACUUCCUGUUGGUGGAUUGAAGGAGAAGAUUCUCGCUGCCCAUCGAGCUGGUAUCAAGACAAUCCUGGCUCCCGCUGCCAACCGUGCUGAUAUCGAGGAGAAUGUACCUGAGAGUGUCAAGACGGGGAUUAGAUUUGUGUACGUUGAAGAUGUCAGGGAGGUCUUGCAUGAAGUAUUCAAGGGGGAGAAGGUAGCCGAACGCUGGAAGGAGACGCUGUCGAUAUGA